UUGGUCUUGGAUUGUUUGACCAUGGCGGAUCUUAAACGAGAAAUGCCACCUUGGUUUUUCUUCUUUUAGCUAUAUCCGCUCCGCCGUAGAUAUAUAAUUUCUAUAAAUAUGUUUGCGUUUAUAUAUAUAGUCACCGUAAGGAAGAAAAAUUAUCCUCUUUUGUUUUUUUUGUUCUUUGGUGAUUUGUUCGUUUUCUGGCAGAGGAGGGAAGAAGAAGGAGAGAGAACUUAGCGUCGUCGUCUCUGUCUCUCUCUUUCUCUCUUUCUCUUCUCGUGAAAGCUGAAUCAUCUUCGAUUUUCUCGUAAGCCCAUUUUGUAUUUCGUCUGUUUUUCUGGGAAAAUUCUGCUCUUUUUUUUGUGUGUGGGGAACGAUGAAUGUGAUGCGUAGAUUGACGAGUAUUGCCUCUGGACGCAAUUUCCUUUCUUCUGAUAACGUAGGAGAAUCCGAGACGCCGAGAUCGAAGUCUAACCAGAAUCGGGAAGAAAAAGAAGCUACGGAAACGACGACGUACGCAAAAGAUUCUGUUUUAGAGGAGAAUACACGAGACUCUGUCUCUACGACAGAGAAUUCUGAUCAAUUACCCAAGGAAAUCCGCGAGAUGGGAAUCGGUGAUGUCAAGGAUACGGACGGUGGAAUUAUCAAGGGAAAUGGAACAGAAUCUGGUCGGAUUAUUACCACCAAAAAGAAGGGUUUGAAUGAUCAAAGAGACAAGACAAUCUCGUACAGAGCUGAGCAUGUAAUUGGCACUGGCUCAUUCGGUGUUGUCUUUCAGGCGAAGUGCUUAGAGACAGAAGAAAAGGUAGCAAUCAAGAAAGUGUUGCAAGACAAGAGAUACAAAAACAGAGAACUUCAGAUAAUGCGAAUGCUCAAUCAUCCUAAUGUCGUUGAGCUCAAGCAUUCUUUCUUCUCGACCACUGAGAAAGACGAGCUUUACCUUAACCUUGUUCUCGAGUAUGUACCCGAGACUAUUUACCGCGCAUCCAGAUCUUACACCAAGAUGAAUCAUCAUAUGCCCUUGAUUUAUAUCCAGCUCUAUACCUAUCAGAUUUGCCGCGCAAUGAAUUAUCUACAUCGAGCUGUUGGAGUCUGUCACCGUGACAUUAAACCCCAAAAUCUUUUGGUCAAUAACGUUACGCAUGAAGUAAAGAUAUGCGAUUUUGGGAGCGCGAAAAUGCUGAUUCCAGGAGAACCCAAUAUAUCUUACAUAUGCUCAAGAUAUUAUAGAGCUCCAGAACUCAUAUUUGGAGCAACCGAGUACACAAAUGCGAUCGAUAUGUGGUCUGUAGGUUGUGUAAUGGCCGAGCUUUUUCUUGGACAUCCUCUAUUCCCUGGAGAGACCAGUGUUGAUCAAUUGGUGGAGAUCAUUAAGAUUUUGGGGACACCAGCAAGAGAAGAGAUAAAGAACAUGAAUCCUCGUUACAAUGAUUUUAAGUUCCCUCAGAUAAAAGCUCAGCCGUGGCACAAGAUUUUCCGGAGACAGGUAUCUCCAGAAGCAAUGGAUCUUGCCUCCAGACUCCUCCAGUAUUCACCAAACCUGAGAUGCACAGCGCUUGAAGCAUGUGCACACCCGUUCUUCGAUGAUCUGAGAGACCCAAGAGCAUCUUUGCCUAACGGAAGAGCACUUCCUCCAUUGUUUGAUUUCACAGCUCAAGAAUUGUCUGGUGCAUCUGUUGAAUUGCGUCAUCGCUUAAUCCCUGAGCAUGCAAGGAAAUGACUACUUUGGCUAAUGGCUGCUCCUUCUUUACACAGAUGUUGAUAUAUAAAUCUUGUUGGAUUUCGAGAGAUUUCUUGUUCACACGUAUAGCGUUGUUCUGGUUAUGAAACCUCACUGACCUCUGCAACCACAUGGAC
Molecule: messenger RNA, 1851 nt
Organism: Eutrema salsugineum
Lineage: Eukaryota; Viridiplantae; Streptophyta; Magnoliopsida; Brassicales; Brassicaceae
Product: shaggy-related protein kinase beta
Exons: 13
Coding region: 371-1714 (447 amino acids)
Biological process (GO): signal transduction; protein phosphorylation
Cellular component (GO): cytoplasm
Molecular function (GO): protein serine/threonine kinase activity; ATP binding
Source: RefSeq, a predicted model, not a curated record